Trichosurus vulpecula (common brushtail) is the source of this 1284-nucleotide messenger RNA. Its product is annotated as NACHT, LRR and PYD domains-containing protein 14-like. Gene Ontology annotation, molecular function: protein binding. The record is from RefSeq and is a predicted model, not a curated record. NCBI's taxonomy places the organism in Eukaryota, Metazoa, Chordata, Mammalia, Diprotodontia, Phalangeridae. The transcript is spliced from 7 exons. Gene Ontology annotation, biological process: regulation of inflammatory response. Gene Ontology annotation, cellular component: cytoplasm. Bases 1 to 1014 code for a protein of 337 amino acids.
AUGGGAAACCUUGACCAGUUGAAGAGCUGUGCCCUCACUGAGGCUUGCUGUCCAGAUCUCGCCCUGGCCCUCGCCUGCAACCAGAGCCUGAGCCAUCUGAACCUGGGGGGAAAUCAGCUCCUGGACAGUGGUGUGCAGGUGCUGUGUGGGGCCCUGAGCCAACCCGAGUGUCACCUCCAGAACCUGGUGUUGGCAGGAUGUGGCUUGACAGACGGUGUUUGCCAGGAUCUCUCUACCGCUCUCACCUCCAGCCGGAAUCUGACACGUCUGUGCCUGGCCCACAACAACCUUCGUGAUGAGGGCGUGAAGAUCCUGAGCACAGCCUUGAAACUCCCUGAGUGUCCUCUCCAGAGACUGACGUUGUGGAGCUGUGGCAUCACUGCUGCAGGUUGCCAGGAUCUUUCUGCCGCGCUGCUCAGUAACAAGAACCUGACCCACCUGGACCUGGGGGAGAACGAGCUGGGCGAUGCCGGCAUGAAGCUGCUGUGCAUAGCUUUGGGGCAGCCGCAGUGCAUCCUUCAAGCCUUGGACGUCUUGGUCUGCUUCCUCACCGAGGCCUGUUGUCAGGACCUCUCGGACAUGCUUGUCCUUAACCAGAGCCUGCGGAGCCUGAACCUGGGACACAACGCCCUCAUGGACCAGGGGGUCAAGCUGCUGUGCCAGGCCCUGAGACACCCUGACUGUCAGCUCCGGAGGCUUGGGCUGGAGAGAUGCCAGCUCAGUGCCGCAUGCUGUCAGGAUCUCUCCUCUGUUCUCCUCUGCAAUCCGAGGCUGAAGAGUCUUGACCUAGCCCAGAACGCUUUGUGGGAUGAAGGAGUGAGGCUGCUGUGCGAGGCCUUGCAACAGCCUGAAUGCAGACUGCAGAUCCUGGCGCUGUGGAGGGAGGCAUUCAGCGAGGAUGCCCAGCGGAUGCUGAAGGCGGUCCAGGAGAGCAAACCGCACUUGAUCAUCACUGGUGACUGGUACAGUCACGAGCUUGAGGAAUAUGGUUUUUCCUGGUGGCUGGAGACCUGACCCGCUGCCUUCCCCUUUCUCCUCUCCCUCUCCCCUUUCCUCAGUCUGUCACAAGGGCCUAUGGCACCAGAGGGACAAUGGCACGUGUCCCCCAGGUAUGGGAGUCUCUGGGCUGCUGCUCAUUGUCGUCACGGGCUGCCUGUGUACCUUGUGAGCUCCCCGGUCCUCCACUCUCCUUCAGCCCCCAGCAGUCGCACAGUGCCCAUGUCUCUCUUCCCUCUGGACACCUUCAUGGAUGAGUCAAAUACAGACUGAUUCUUUUUCUCUGCA